ACUCAGACACGUAGACCUACAAAACAGCCUUUCGUACUUGUUCCUUCUUCCAGCCUUUAAAUUCCGAGUGACGAUACAAAUAUACCAUUCGAUUGUUUGCCACAUGAUCACAAACAUGUCUAAGCCCAAUGAAAUUUUUUUAAGUACAGUAAUACUGAGUGUUCUAUUUUCUAUAGCUAUUAAAGCCCAGAACACUGUCAACGAAAAGCAUGAAACAGUGUUAAACGAAGAUUAUGAAGUCUUGUUAAAGUGGCGAGUUGACGGCGAUGUUAUUUUCUUUGAAAUGAGUGCUCAAACUCAGGGGUAUGUUGCUAUUGGUUUCUCUCCAAAUGGUGGCAUGCCUGGUUCAGAUAUUGUAGCAGGAUGGGUAAAGGACGGCAAAGCAUUUAUAUCCGAUUUUUACGCCACCGAAUUCGCCAAGCCGAUUAUGGACUUUUCCAAUGAUUAUGAGCUUCUAUAUGGAUCCGAAGAAGGCGGCAGAACAACAGUCGGAUUCAAACGGAAGCUACAGACUUGUGACACCAGUGACUAUAAAAUCACGGGUGACACGGCAAGAAUUAUUUGGGCUGUGAAUGAUAGAGAUCCUGCUACUCUAGAUGAUCUCUCGUACCAUGGAUCAUCAAGGGGCGUGCGAUCACUUGUCCUGCUCGAUGCCACAGCCAAGCUGCAUGAGCUACCUAAAGAUGCAGACAGCUUUGAACUUCUUUUACCUAAUGUGGCCGUGCCGAGCGACGAUACAACGUAUUGGUGUUCAACUUUUGCAGUACCUAAAUUCGAUAAGCCUGUGCAUGUGUUUCGAUUUGAUACGAUUGUGCAAGAAGGCCACGAAGCUCUUGUGCACCAUACGCUACUGUACGGUUGUCGUGGUAAUGUUUCGUCAGUUCUUGGAUAUUCAAGUACUUGCGAAAGGGAUAAUAUGCCUCCUGAUCUCGAAAAAUGCUCUCGAAUAUUGUACGCAUGGGCAAUAGGUGCCGGAUCGUUCGAGUUUCCAGAACACGUUGGCUUACCACUUGGCGGUGAAAGUGAUCCAACAUUCUUUUUUGUUGAAAUGCAUUAUGACAAUCCUGGACGUAGGGCAGAUUUCGUUGACAGCUCUGGAUUCAAAGUCCAUUAUACAUCGACUCCUCGUCAAUACGAGGCUGACAUCUGGAUGGUAGGCGAGGCUUUUCGUCCAACGGGUCAAAUGAUUCCUCCAAAGGAAUCUGAUUUUAAAACAAUGGGAUUUUGUUUGGGUGAUUGCACAAAAGUGAGCAUGUCGGAAGACAUCAAAGUGUUCGCAGCGUUCCUUCACGGUCAUCUUACAGUUCGGAAGAUUAGCAUGCAGCAUUAUCGUGACGGCAAGCUUAUUGACGAUAUUCGUGACGAUAACUAUGAUUUCAACCUUCAAGAAACGCGUCUGCUGACAGAGGAACGAAUUUUUAAGCCGGGUGACGAUUACGUGGUGACAUGUUCUUACAACACAAUGGACAGAGAAAACAUUACAGUUGGAGGUGAAAGCACAACGAAUGAGAUGUGUGUAUCUUUCGUGUACUACUAUCCAAGACAAUCGAGAUUGGGUUACUGCUUAUCCAGUCCGAGUGAGGCCAGUGUCAUCAACAUGCUGGGACUAGACGAGGGUCAAAACAACUUAUUAAACCAAAUAAAGCAAAUGAAUUCAAAAGAAAUGAAAGAUGGAUUGAAAAAAGUGAUGAAGAAAGGAAAACGUUACAACUUUUGCAUAAAUCCUGUUACAACAAGAAUGCAUGAGGGUAUAGAAUUUGAAGUCGAUUUUCCACCAUGGUACAAAGAGGAUCAGCGAAUCAUAACACAAGAUGCGUGUGUAUUGGCCUCUAUUAAUAGUGGUAGCAAGAUGAUGAGGGCGGGCUAUUGGAACACAAUUCCGGUUUUUGCAAUCUUCAUGUGUUUGUAUGCGAUGUUUACAGUAUGAUGUUUUAUAAUUAUAUUACCAUGAGGAAAUAUAAGUAAAUUGUUGUGUUCCCUAUGUAUUUAUUAUUAGAUUAUUACAUAUGUAGGUGUAUUAUAAUACAGUAUCUUGAAUAUUAGGGCUAUGUAAAUAGAAUGAUUAUUUAAAGCUGGAUUGUUCCAUGAAAAUCUUGAGACAACUAUACAAAAUAUCUCAUAAAAUACAUUAAAAAUUAUAAAAAUUAUUUUUGAAAUUAACUUGCUGAUUUUAAAGUAACAUAUAAAUAUCAGUUUUGAACAUAGAAAUAUUAGUGUAUUAAAAAAUGUUUACCAAUUUUUCUGUGAUUAAAGAAAUACUUCCAGUCACUGGUGGAACAGUGUUUUAUUAUUUUUAUUAUCAUUAAUCAUUAUCCAAAUCAGACAAUUUUUUAUUCAAAUCAAUAACUUUUCUAUACUGAAAUUAGUAAUGUAUAUGUUACUUCAAAAUUAGCAAGUUAAUUAAAAAUUAUUUUAAUGAUAUUUUGUCAUUUUUAGGGGAAUUUUGAAUGAAAAUAUAAUGAGCAAAAUUAAGCUAUUUGGCAAACGACAGCUUAAAAACACCGUCUGAUAUCUUAAAUGUGUUUAUGAUAUAUUUAAAAUUACAGUAUCGAAACGAUCUAGGUACUUUGUAAACUAUAUUAUUGAACUGUAUUAUCAAUGCCAGAUCUUUGAGGUAGUUAUUCCUGUCUUUAUAUGAUAUAUUAUUAAAAAAAUAAACAUUGUUAUAGUGUUAAGCAGACACAAUGCCAUUUUGUUGAUCUGCUGUAGUUCUAAUGUUAACAUAAAUAUUCAUUGCUGAAUUGUUAGUCUUAAUUGCUAAUGAGUACCGUCAAUAUUUGUAAUAAACUGAGUAUUAUAAAGCACAUUA
Messenger RNA from Anneissia japonica, 2809 nucleotides. Its product is annotated as DBH-like monooxygenase protein 1 homolog. Gene Ontology annotation, biological process: norepinephrine biosynthetic process; dopamine catabolic process; octopamine biosynthetic process. The record is from RefSeq and is a predicted model, not a curated record. The transcript has 13 exons. Gene Ontology annotation, molecular function: dopamine beta-monooxygenase activity; copper ion binding. The coding region runs from base 104 to 1927 and encodes 607 amino acids. Gene Ontology annotation, cellular component: secretory granule membrane. Lineage: Eukaryota; Metazoa; Echinodermata; Crinoidea; Comatulida; Comatulidae.